Messenger RNA from Pristis pectinata (smalltooth sawfish), 2643 nucleotides. Its product is annotated as leucine-rich repeat-containing protein 36-like. The transcript is spliced from 14 exons. Bases 1 to 2643 code for a protein of 880 amino acids. Gene Ontology annotation, molecular function: protein binding. NCBI's taxonomy places the organism in Eukaryota, Metazoa, Chordata, Chondrichthyes, Rhinopristiformes, Pristidae. The record is from RefSeq and is a predicted model, not a curated record.
AUGUGCAAAAGCCCGGGCUGCUGCUUGUGCCGCCUGUCGGCAAGGAGCAUCGUCGCGGAGCGCGUUUUCCUGCUCACGGGGGCAUCAGGCUUCAGUUCUCAGCCUUCGGCAGCAGAGGGCGCAGCGAGCCAGUUUGGGCCGAACUUGGUUGUCCCGGCAACGGGAGAGGCGGUGGUGUGGGCGUCCGGAGAGCGGCCGGGAGGUGAUCGAGCGGCCGGGAGGACAGGGAGAGGGAGAGAGGGAAGAAGUGAGAGAGGAAGGGGGUUCACGGAAAGGAAAAUGGAGGCGGUGGAGUUGGUGGCGACUGAAGAAUGGAUCAGGAACAAGGCGCAGCUGAGCAACGUCAGAUCAGAUGAAGUGGAGUCUCUGUCACUGCAGGGAACCUACAAUGACAAAAUUGUGGCUCUUGGGGACGCUUUACUGAAUUUCAAAAGACUGAGGUCUUUGGACUUGUCAAGAAAUUCCAUUGUCAAUCUGGGGGGUUUGGAGUGUUUGCAUUCACUGGAAAAAUUAAAUUUGUAUUAUAACAAUGUGCCAUCUUUGAAAGAAAUUUCCAGCUUGCGCCACCUAAUUAAUUUAAAAGAGCUUGAUAUACGGCUAAAUCCAAUUACCAGGAAUGAGGAGAACUAUAGACAGUGUGUAAUACGCCUACUGCCAAAUUUGAAGAAGUUGGAUGACAGACCUAUCCGGGAUAGUGAACGAAAAACUGCCCAAAUGCACUUCAAUUCACAGGAGCAAAAUGGGACAUCAGAACUAGAUAAAACAGAAGAGAGUGACCACAUAAAGAAGAACUUCACGUAUGACAAAGAUGAGCAGGAUUCCAUGAGUCCAACAAUGAAGUACAAGUGGGAUGCUGCAUCAAAUAUUAAAACUGAUCUGAAGGAACGCUGGGCGUCUCGUGACCUUCAGCUGAUGAAUGACCAUCAAGAAUCUGCUUGUAGUCGGCCUCCAUUAUCAGCUCUUUAUUCUGCUAGGGAUGUGAAGGAGACCAGAGAAAAUGAUGUGUCAAGCAAGAUGAGCUUAGAUCCUAUGGAAACUGAACAUUUGAGAAGCGGACAAUAUCACAGUUACCUCAGUGAAGAUGAUUAUCGAACUUAUCAAUCACCAGUCCGAUCAUCUUUGCGUUCUAUUGGGAAGAAUGUUUGCAAUCGAUCCAGGGAAGGAUUCAGAGUAACAUUUUCAGAUAAAAUACUGGAUUCGUGUUCAGAUGAAAAGAAUUGCCAGAAAAAUUCUAUUAAUUCAGAAUAUGACCAUUCUUCAGGGUAUAGCAAGAAGGAAAGAAACCUUAUGGAUUACACAGAUACUUCUGUAAUGAAAGAUACUUCUACAAGCAUUGAAACGAACAGUAUAUUAUCACGUGAUUAUCACAAGCAACCAUAUACAGAUACAAAGUCUUAUCAGUCCACUCUGGAGUCUCAGAGUUCGUACUUAAACCAUCAGACAGACAAAGCAACCACUGGAAUGAACAGUGACAGAUUGUUUAAAUUGAAUUCAGACUUGAAAACAAGCAGCACAUAUGGAAGUAGUAAAAGUACCCAUGUAGAUGAUAGCACCAGCAAUCACAGAUCAAGAAUGCCUUCUAUCGGCCUAAUACCACAUCAUGGAACUUCAUCUUCUGACCACAUAGUCGAUCGACAAAGUUUAAUAUCACCCAGCAGCUCUUUUACAUCCCUUUAUUCUGUUGGUUCAAAGAGAGGCUUUACUGAGCAUGUGAAUACGGAACUUAUGGCCAAUAAGAGCUCAGAGAGACAAUCACAAUUAACUACGGCUAAUAUGGAACAUUUUGAGUCUAAAUUAGAACCGAAGAAAACAAGCAGUUUAAGUUCAUUGUUGUAUAUGCAGCCAAGUUAUGAUAGAAAGCAGGCAACUCUGGAUAAAUUGCUUGAAGUAGAUGAAUGUGGUGAUUAUCGUUCUCGAACUCCAGUGGGGCUCAGUUCUGGUGUUUCUGCAAAUGCUUCCUCCCUCUUGCAGAACUUACUUGACCUAGUGGACCGACACUGGAAUGGUUCAAGAUCCCUUCACACAAACCAGAGAUUUCUUAAUUCUGCUCAUGAACUACUGUCCAAUGUGCUGAACUCAAUGUCCAUUUCAAAAACUCAAAGCCUAGAAAAAAAGGUUAAAGCAUUAGCUGAAGAGAACAAAUCUUUGCUGACCAGAACAGGCUCUGGACUGGACACUGCAGAGUUACAUCGUGUAAAACAUCAAUUAACUCAGAAACAAGAUGAUUUGGAAUCUUUAAAAGGAAGGUUAGCAAAAGUGCUGGAUGAAAACAAUAAGCUGCGCUCUCAGCUAACAAGUUUGGAACUUGCUAAUUGUGCUGGAAAUCAACUACAGAACAAGAAUCUGCAAAAAGACAAUGAGAGAUUAAAUUUGGAGGUGGAAUAUUUGAAUCAGCAAAUUAAACAAUACAACAAAUUACAAGAAACUGUCACGAUGUUACAAGAGAGUCAUAGAGCUCUAAUCUCCACCAAUAACUACUUACAAGAGCAGCUGAACAUACAUCCAGCUGGCCAAAAGUCAGACAUGUCACAUCAUCUUGGUUCUCAUCGGACAAAAGUAUGGAGCAAGCUGUCAGCUUCAGGAAUCUCAGAACUACCCUUAUCAUCCAAAUCUAGCCAUCACAGUAAUACAGAUAUACUGUAA